Bipolaris zeicola 26-R-13 is the source of this 531-nucleotide messenger RNA. RefSeq lists its product as uncharacterized. Lineage: Eukaryota; Fungi; Ascomycota; Dothideomycetes; Pleosporales; Pleosporaceae. The transcript has 2 exons. The coding region runs from base 1 to 531 and encodes 176 amino acids. The record is from RefSeq and is a predicted model, not a curated record.
AUGCGUCAGCCUUACAGCAGAAAGACAUGGUCCCGAAGCCCCUUGCAACGGCCCGCCCGCUGUGCCGGUCAGAGAAGCAAGUCCGCCGCUGCGCAUGGCGCCCAAACGCCACACACAAGCGAUCUUACAGUCAAUGGAGGCGUGGGGGAAAAUGUGUCGAUCCGCGCUGACCUGAGCCCCUUGGCCUUGUACGUCGAAAAGUUACGAGCAAGAUUGCACAAUCCUUCGCCAAGCGAAUCAACUCAACCAUCUGCCGUGAGCACAUUUCAACGUGAGCAAGUUUUGCCUGCUGGAUUCUACUGGCGCACUUCCCGUUCGAUAUGGGCCCGUGCGAGAGCCGAGUGGAGUUUUGCGGCUGCGGCUGAGUUGGACCAAGAUGUAGGCCAAUGCGAACCGGUUCCAGUACUGAAUGCUUACAUACGCCUUGGAAAACAAGGUGUUGGCUUUGUGGCGUGUUCUGUACAACGUAAAGUUCUGGCUGCCUUAUUAGUCGUCAUUGUACUACUAAGUAUCAGGCCGGAGACUGAAUGA